UGUUCACGACACAGAGAGGAGGAGGAAUUUCCUCGACGUUAUCCACAACAAAAUGGCGAGGACUUUGUAUUAAUGAUGUUCUUUUAGCACUUCAUACAUCUCUAUACAUUUUACUCUUUUAUUUUUCAUAACUAGCCUAAAUCCGGUUACUUGUUACAGCCUUUGUAGUCGGUCACUUUAAACACAGGCUCCUAAGGUAGCCUAAAUAAAUAGGCUUAUGUUGGUCUUGUGCGGAGAUGAAAAGCCUGCAGAUUUGUAUAAGUUAUUCGGGAUUCGUAACGUUGCCAGUAAAGUCGUCUCAGAUACAUUGGAGCAGAUGCUCUUAUUUGACCAGUUUGAGAAGGAGAUCGAGUGGAAGGAGAACUGUCGGGAUAUAAAAACCUAGAGCUGAGAUCUGAUAGACUGAUUUGGACGAUGGAUCCUGCAGCGAAACAGAAAGUGAUUUAUGUCACCUACCUCAUCGCAGCUCUGGACAUCACCUGGCUCUUCCUCCAGUUCUCCAUAACACCGUAUUUGGCGAAAAGGCUUGGGUUCGACACUAUUUGGUUCGGGUAUCUUCAGACCACUGUUGGAGUUAUUCAGCUGCUUGGAGGCCCUAUUUAUGGAAGGUUUGCAGAUGUGUUUGGAGCACGCACAGCUCUCUCUGUGUCUUGCUUGGCGUCAGUGGUUUAUUUCCUACUGUUGACCGUGGCAGACAGCACUUUUAUGCUUUUCGUGCACAAACUACCUGCUGUUUUCAUGCAUGGACUGCCAGGCGCUCAAAUGGUGGUAGCAGAUCUGUCAGAGAAUGAGAAGCGAGCAGAUGCUCUUGGGAAACUUGGCCUCUGCUUUGGCAUUGGCAUGAUCGCAGGAUCAACACUGGGUGGGACACUCAGCACACGCUUUGGGGAAAAGUUUGCAGCAUCUUUUGCGGCUAUCGGGAGUUUUGUUUCUUUGCUGUUGGUGUUGAACUUCAUCCCUAAACAGACCAAAAUACACACCGUGCCAGAGAGUGACAAGAAGGGAUCAUCAAAGUCUGUGUUUAAUCUGGGGGAGAUCACAAGACUGAUGAAGUUUCCAGGAGUUGCAAAGACAUUUACUGUGAAGAUUAUGUCUGGAUUGCCAUCAGGUAUAUUUCAAGUUAUGUUCUCCAUCAUUGCCAUGAACUUCUUCCAACUGAAGGCAGAGCAGAAUGGCUAUCUGAUGGCUUACUUUGGCAUAGUUCAAAUGGUGAUCCAAGGUGCUGUAAUUGGGCGUCUUACAUCUAGAUUUACAGAGUACUCUUUACUACUGCUGUCUGUUGGGAUAAGCAGUGUAGUGGGCCUUGCACAGGCUAUGAUGACCAAUGUGUUUCAGUUUUGUUUAAUCGUGAUACCGAUGAUGUUUUCUCUAAGUGUCUUCAAUGUCAUCACAGAUAGCAUGUUGACCAAGAGCGUGUCUCCCUCCGACACAGGAACCAUGCUGGGUCUGUGUGCUUCGGUGCAGUCUCUUUUGCGAACUGUGGGCCCAACUAUCGGAGGAUUCCUCUAUGAGACAUACGGUGUGCCAUCCUUCGGAUACAUCCAGUGUGUCAUCAAUGCUGCUGUCUUUAGCCUUCUGCUAGCCACUGGAGGGCGCUCACAUAGAACAUGAACUUAGACUAUAAAAAUUAUGAAAAGGGUUGUUUAUGAGUAUGGUGUUUGUGGCCACACUGUGUGAGAAGUUUUCAACACACCCAUGGGCAUUUAACUUACCUCUUCACACACUGGGGAAGAAUUUAGUCCCAAUAAAUAAUCCAGCUGAUCUUAGUUUUGUGAAUGCCACAGACGUUCAAAAUAUCUUGUUACUGUCAAAUCACACCUCUUUAGCUCAGGAUUGUUUUUAUGAAGUUUCGUAUGUUGAAAAGAAGCUGCCAUGUAAAUGUUUACUGUAGGCCAGCACAAAGCAAUGCAGUUUGGUUUUAUCUAUGCGAUGUUAGACUUGAUACAGUAAUUAUUCAUUAUAAUGAUGUUAAAGUCAGAAGAUCUCAUGUAAAAGGACAUAUUUCAAAAAUCCAUAAUCACCUUCAAUGUCAUUGUAUCUGAAACUACUCAAAUAGUAAAAUCUGCUCUAUUCACUUUGA
This is a messenger RNA of Megalobrama amblycephala (Wuchang bream), 2080 nucleotides long. RefSeq names its product solute carrier family 22 member 18 (gene slc67a1). The coding region runs from base 415 to 1611 and encodes 398 amino acids. Gene Ontology annotation, molecular function: transmembrane transporter activity. The record is from RefSeq and is a predicted model, not a curated record. Gene Ontology annotation, biological process: transmembrane transport. NCBI's taxonomy places the organism in Eukaryota, Metazoa, Chordata, Actinopteri, Cypriniformes, Xenocyprididae. The transcript is spliced from 11 exons.